Messenger RNA from Leguminivora glycinivorella, 4752 nucleotides. It is a transcript of the gene Rop, whose product is annotated as protein ROP. NCBI's taxonomy places the organism in Eukaryota, Metazoa, Arthropoda, Insecta, Lepidoptera, Tortricidae. Gene Ontology annotation, cellular component: secretory granule; plasma membrane. The record is from RefSeq and is a predicted model, not a curated record. Gene Ontology annotation, biological process: neurotransmitter secretion; vesicle-mediated transport; intracellular protein transport. The transcript is spliced from 15 exons. Gene Ontology annotation, molecular function: syntaxin binding. Bases 27 to 1790 code for a protein of 587 amino acids.
GUUAAUUCUUUAGUCUGUGAUCCAAAAUGGCGCUGAAAGCACUUGUCGGGCAAAAAAUUAUGAAUGAAGUGAUCCGCUACCGCGGACCAAAGGGGAAGGAGUCCCAGCGCAUUGACUGGAGAAUCCUCAUUGUUGAUCAACUGUCUAUGCGCAUGGUCUCUGCCUGCUGCAAAAUGCAUGACAUUUCUGCAGAGGGCAUUACAUUGGUUGAAGACAUUCACAAGAAGAGAGAGCCGCUCUGUACCAUGGAUGGCAUCUACCUCAUUACUCCACUGGAGAAUUCAGUCCGUGCCUUGAUCAAUGAUUUCUCAGUGGGGAACCGCAUCAUGUACAAAGCGGCUCAUGUUUUCUUCACUGAAGUGUGUCCUGAGGAAUUGUUCAAUGAACUCUGCAAGUCAUCGGCAGCAAGGAAAAUCAAAACGCUUAAGGAAAUCAACAUUGCGUUCUUACCUUACGAGAGUCAGGUGUUCUCGUUGGAUUCGCCAAACACCUUCCAGCACAUGUACAACCCGAACCACGCGGCGUCGCGCAACGCGAGCAUGGAACGCAUCGCCGAACAGAUAGCAACGCUCUGCGCCACCCUUGGGGAAUAUCCCUCCGUCAGAUACCGCAGUGACGGCGAGCGCAACGUUGAGCUGGCUCAGCUCAUCCAGCAGAAACUUGAUGCUUACAAAGCUGACGAGCCCACUAUGGGCGAGGGUCCGGAGAAGGCUCGCUCGCAGCUGCUAGUGCUGGACCGCGGCUUCGACUGCGUGUCCCCGCUGCUGCACGAGCUCACGCUGCAGGCCAUGGCCUACGACCUGCUGCCCAUCGAGAACGACGUCUACAAGUACGAGGCAUCUCAAGGGCAGAUGAAGGAGGUGCUUCUGGACGAGAACGACGAGCUGUGGGUGGAGCUGCGCCACCAGCACAUCGCCGUCGUGUCCACCUCCGUCACCAAGAACCUCAAGAAGUUCACCGAGUCCAAGCGCAUGGGAGGAGGCGACAAGCAGUCCAUGCGAGACCUGUCCCAGAUGAUAAAGAAGAUGCCCCAGUACCAGAAGGAGCUGUCCAAGUACGCCACCCACCUCCGCCUCGCCGAAGACUGCAUGAAGGCCUACCAGGGAUACGUCGACAAGCUCUGCAAAGUUGAACAGGAUCUGGCCAUGGGCACUGACGCGGAGGGCGAGAAGAUCAAAGACCACAUGAGGAGCAUCGUCCCAGUUCUGCUGGAUCAGUCCGUGGACAACAACAACAAAAUGCGCAUCAUCGCCCUCUACAUCAUGUCCAAGAACGGCAUCUCCGAAGAAAACCUCAACAAGCUGGUGUCCCACGCGCAGCUCGAGCAGUCCGACAAACAGACGCUGCUCAACCUCGCCUACCUUGGCCUCAACGUGGUCAUCGAUGGCAACAGGAAAAAGCAAUACCAGGUGACGAGGAAAGAGAGGAUAACGGAACAAACAUACCAAAUGUCACGAUGGACGCCUGUCAUGAAAGACAUCAUCGAAGACGCCAUUGAAGACAAACUUGACCAGCGCCACUUCCCUUACCUUGCUGGCCGCGCCCAGACCUCUGGAUACCAGGCACCCACCAGUGUUCGCUACGGUCACUGGCACAAGGACAAGGCGCAGCAAACCGUCAAGAACGUUCCACGCCUCAUCGUCUUCGUCGUUGGAGGCGUGUGCUUCUCAGAGAUCCGCUGCGGGUACGAGGUGACCGCCGCUCUCAAGAACUGGGAGGUGAUCAUCGGCUCCUCCCACAUCCUCACGCCCGACAACUUCCUCUCCGACCUCAACUCCCUCACCGCCUAACUCUAACCCCGCGGCGCACAUCCCCAUCCUCAACUCACGCCAACCCCAACUCGCCUGUCUACUCGUGACCCGGCAGCCCAGCGUCGGCGGACGGGCUCUUCAGACAUUUUGGAUCACGGAGACGUCUUUUGACACGUUUAUUACUAACAUAUUACCCUAUUGCGUGUUCGCUUAACAUAUAGUGAAAUAUUCAGCAAUAAAGUAACAAAAGGAAUUAAUCAAACUGCAAUCGAGCGUUCGAAAGGUCGAGAAACAGAAACUGAAUACUAUUUAAUAAGAAUUAUGAGCACCAGUUUUAUAUAGAUGACCUUUUGCUGUCACUUUGUGUCUCGGGCUUUAUUUCUGUCAUAGAGUAUAAUAUAUAGUUGAUUAUGUGUUAGUAGUUGUCGUUACGCCGAUAGUGUCCGGGGUAGCCGUAGUGUUUCGCUAGCUACUCUUCAGCAGAGUGACGUAGUGCGAAGCUAGAUGCACCUCAAUGUGAUACCGACUUGCGGCGCUGCAUAGGAUUAGGCGCCCUUCGUGCGGGCUGAUAGAUUAUAUAGCACUCGUGGAAUACUUCAGUGAAUAUGUUUAAUGUUUGUACAAAUUUCCAUAUUUUAUAUUGUUUAAUUAUUUGUUGUUUAAAUUAAGUUGUUAAAAAUUGUAUCGCGUUUCCGCGCACAUAUAAAAUAUGUUUAAGAUGAGUUGUAUUUGCAAAAAUCAGAAGUAUUUUAUGUUGGUUCAUUACAUUUUGUAUUCGAGUUUAAAAUACUAAACGUAACCUUUAUAUGAAUCUUCGUCUAACUCAAUAUUUUUCUUAACUCUAUAAGUACUUGGACUUGCGAUAAAUAAAAUGUGAUUACGAAAAGUAGUUCCCUUGGUGGGUUUAUGUCAGCGACUUUAAUUUUAUUUGUGACAGAACAUUUAUUGCUGUUCUAUCUACUAAAUAGUUAGGGAAAUGGUACAUUCUCGUACCGCCCGUAAAAAGCAAGCAAAAUACUAGAAAUAAUGUAUUACAAUAGAUAGACGCGUUUAUCAUUGUUUAGCUAUAUUGAGUUUCGGCUUAUAUUUGAUGUUUCAUGUAGAUUUAACGCCAACCAAAAAUGAUAUAAAGACGAUGAGAUAUAGAGAUUAAGCUAAGAAUAAUCGAUUAAUUUAACUAGUGUAAUUUCCGCGAGUUUUGUCAAACCGAUGACAGAGAUAUUCAUAUUAAAAAGUCAUGCCAAUUUUGAAUGCUGCAGAUUACCAUCUAUUUGUCUGUUUUAUAUAUUGAUAUUUAGACGAAGAAGUAGGAAACAUAGCUGUAAACAUUGCUUCUUCAUAUUUUAAUGCCAAAUUUAAAAAAAAGAUCUUACUGCCUGUUUAUAGUAGGUCGACUGUCGUAUGAGAGAAUCGGCCCGUUAUAAACUCGUCCUUACGCCUGCCGUCAUCUGACUUUGUGACCAGACUGUGACGCAGCGUAGGCGGGCGCUGGCUACCAAGAGGGUUAAAAACGGUACAUCUUUCACAUCAAAAGCUCUGAGCCCAAGGCGAAGGCCCUGAAUCUCGGGCGACUUUACGUUAUUGUUUAGUGUGUUAAAACACUUUCUGAAAAAUAACAUCAAUUCUUAUUUGACAAAAAAAUAAGCCGGCUCUCCGUAACAAGCGAGAGCUAAUAAGAAUUUUAACCCCAUUUGGUGCCGGCCGUCAGUGUUGUAUAUUAUUUAUAGGAUUUCACUAGUGAUAAUUCUCUAUAAAGGUUACUCUCUUACGAUUAAAGUUGUUAUUGUCUUGACGUCGCCUUUAUUAAUGACUUAAAAUUGUCUACAUUCCAUCUUCUGAUUGUCUAGGAGUUAAUCUUUCACGCACUUGUGCUUUUUCAUUCUUCCACACUAUAUUAUAUAGUUAAAUUACGACAGUUAGUUCAUUUAUAACAAAUAAGUAUAGAGUACUUUAUAAUACUAAAACCAGACCCGAUUCAGGAUUUGUUGGGCAGGGGUCCGUUCGUGUGUCGUUUGAUUGCUUUUUGCGUAGAAUGCGGGCCCCGCCUGCACUCCUCUCCGGGCCUGGCUGGUGUUAGCUAGCACUUUGAGCGUCAAACUGGGAACUCGGAUGCCAUUGGACACCCGAUAUUACACCUAACGUGAUAUAAUGCUGUUAUUUUUAAGCUCUGGUUUUAUAUUCUAUUCGAGUUAGGCUUAGGAAUAAAUAAGGGGUCAGCAAUAAUAAAAGUAUAAAAAAUGUAUACAUUUAAAUAAGGCAGCGUGGACGGAUUAUAUCACGUUCGUGUAAUUGCUCUUUACAAAAUUCAUGUUUACUAGGUAGAAGGAAAGAAUCAUAGUUUUCUCUGUCGACGUACAAGUGGUCAAACGAGUACUAUCUUUGAUGCUCAGAAGGUUAAUCGUUGGAAUUUGCGGUCGACAUAUUAAAUCAAUCACUCGUGUACCGGUAUUAAAUUCGACUAGUCGUAUUAUAUGUAAUUGGACGUGUUUACAUUAUCUAAAUAUUUACCGAUGUUAAUUACUUGCUGAAACCAUUGAAAUCAUAUAUCAGCUGUAUGAUCAAGAGUAAAACCAUAAAACAUGUAUUGUUUUCGCCAGACAAGCAUUUAACGCCUAGUUAGAAGGUCGCCUAUGUGUCGUGAGAAUGCUUUGAUUUAUGAUUUUACCCUUUGCUAUGCAUGUAGCACUAAACUAAGUACAACAAAUACAUAUGCUUAACCAGUCGUAUCGUAGUUGAGAUGUUUAACCAAAAUAUAGUUAAACUCAAAACUUUACAACUUAAUUUAUUUAACAUUACUUAUAUGUUAAACAGAUUAAGUUGUACACUCUCAAUCAUGGCAUUUUCUAGUAAAUAUAUCAAUAUAAAAUACUAUUUUUUCGAUAUACUUAGAUGAAACAUUCACAUUUUAAUAUAUACAUAACUAGACAACUUUAUAAUAGCAACAUACUUCAUUAUCAGUAUUAAAGUGUUGAAACGUUUAUUAAAUUAUUUAAUCGUCUAA